Humulus lupulus (European hop) is the source of this 350-nucleotide messenger RNA. Its product is annotated as auxin-induced protein 15A-like. The transcript has a single exon. Bases 69 to 350 code for a protein of 93 amino acids. Lineage: Eukaryota; Viridiplantae; Streptophyta; Magnoliopsida; Rosales; Cannabaceae. The record is from RefSeq and is a predicted model, not a curated record. Gene Ontology annotation, biological process: response to auxin.
ACCAUUUGAGAUCUCUUUUCUUUCUUCACCUUUAUUUUUUCCUUCUUCCUUUAGAGACAAUCACAAGAAUGGGUUUCCGAUUUCCAAGCAUGGUUUAUGCUAAGCAGCUACUUCAGAGGUCUUUUUCAAGUUCAAAAGAAGUUCCAAAAGGGUAUGUGGCAGUUUAUGUUGGGGAAAACAGAAUGAAGAGAUUUGUGAUCCCUGUGGCAUAUUUGAACCAGCCAUCAUUCCAAGAGUUGUUGAGUCAAGCUGAAGAGGAAUUUGGAUUCGAUCAUCCAAUGGGAGCUCUUACAAUUCCCUGCACAGAAGAUGCCUUCAUUGAUCUUAUUUCUCACUUGAAUGCCCAAUGA